This is a messenger RNA of Colletotrichum spaethianum, 579 nucleotides long. RefSeq names its product putative isochorismatase family protein. The coding region runs from base 1 to 579 and encodes 192 amino acids. The record is from RefSeq and is a predicted model, not a curated record. The transcript has a single exon. NCBI's taxonomy places the organism in Eukaryota, Fungi, Ascomycota, Sordariomycetes, Glomerellales, Glomerellaceae.
AUGGCUUCCUCAAACAACGGCACGGCCCUCCUCGUAAUGGACCUCAUUGACAACAUCGUCACGAGGCUGCCAGAGAACAAAGACUUCCUGCCCCGCGUAGCCCGCGCCAUUGCCGCAGCGCGCGAGAAGAACAUCCUCAUCAUCCACGUCACCAUCGACUUCCGCCGCAACUAUCCCGAAGUCCCCCAUACGAGCCAGUUCUGGUCGCGCAUCGUGUCGACCGACGCCUUCGUCAACGCCGAGGGCCAGCCGAACAAGGGCCUCGAGUUCGUCCCCGAGGCCGCGCCGUUGCCCGAGGAGAUUGUCGUCUCGCGGAAGCGCAUCUCUGCGUUUUGCAGCAGCGACCUGGAGGUCAUUUUGCGGUCGAUGGGGGUCCGGAACCUGGUUCUAGCGGGCGUCGCGACGAGCGGCGUGGUUUUGUCGACUGUAAGAGAGGCGAUGGACAAGGAUUAUGGGAUCACGGUGUUGGAGGAUCUGUGCAUGGACCGUGACGAGGAGGUCCACCGGGUCUUGACGACCAAGGUCUUCCCGAUCAGCGGUGCUGUUGUCAAGUGGGAGGAAUGGAUUGCACAGCUGUAG